CACUGGUCUCUCAGAUUGUUGCUGGAAGGAGACGACGUCGACGUCUGGCUGGACUCGCGACGUCUUGCCUUUCAGCCGAGCGCUCCUGCGGCGGCGCUCGGGAACCUGUCUCAGGCUUCUUGGCUGCAGGGCCUGGGAAGGAGACGCCUCAAAGCGCCUCAGAACGCUCCGGGCCGCCGCACCGUUCCCUCCUCCCCGCGCUCAGCGCCAUGUCUUGGAUGUUUAAGAGAGAUCCUGUUUGGAAGUAUUUGCAGACUGUCCAAUAUGGAGUCCAUGGAAAUUUCCCCCGCCUCUCCUAUCCAACUUUCUUUCCCCGGUUUGAAUUUCAAGAUAUUAUCCCUCCAGAUGACUUCCUAACUAGUGAUGAAGAACUCGAUUCAGUAUUGUUUGGAACUCUGAGAGGUCAUGUCGUUGGACUACGGUAUUACACAGGAGUGGUUAAUAAUAAUGAAAUGGUUGCAUUACAACGAGAACCCAAUAACCCCUAUGAUAAGAAUGCAAUCAAAGUAAACAAUGUGAAUGGAAAUCAGGUUGGCCAUUUAAAGAAGGACCUUGCAGCUGCUUUGGCCUAUAUCAUGGACAACAAGUUAGCACAGAUUGAAGGGGUAGUUCCUUUUGGUGCAAACAAUGCUUUUACUAUGCCUCUGCAAAUGACUUUCUGGGGAAAAGAAGAAAACAGAAAAGCUGUUUUAGAUCAGUUGAAGAAACAUGGAUUUAAAUUGGGUCCUGCACCAAAAACUGUAGGAUUUGCUUUGGAAGGUGGUUGGGGCUCUGGAAGAGCUGGCCCAAGCUAUAGUAUGCCAGUCCAUGCCGCAGUCCAGAUGACAACUGAACAGCUUAAAACAGAAUUUGACAAAUUAUUUGAAGACUUAAAGGAAGAUGAUAAAACUCAUGAAAUGGAACCAGCUGAGGCUAUUGAAACACCACUGCUCCCACAUCAAAAACAAGCUCUAGCUUGGAUGGUUUCUCGGGAAAAUAGUAAAGAACUUCCACCAUUCUGGGAACAGCGAAAUGAUCUAUACUAUAACACCAUCACCAAUUUUUCUGAGAAGGACCGACCAGAAAAUGUCCAUGGAGGAAUUUUAGCUGAUGAUAUGGGUUUGGGCAAAACUCUUACAGCUAUUGCUGUAAUUCUUACCAACUUUCACGAUGGCAAACCUCUUCCAGUUGAAAGAAUUAAAAAGAACCAGCUGAAGAAGGAAUGUAAUGUUAAGGAUGACUCUUUGAAGCUUGGAGGAAGCAAUACCAGUGAAAAGGCAGAAGGUCUGUUCAAAGAAACCUCUAGAGGUAGUGGAGAACCCAGUAUUUCAGAUGUCAAGGAAAAGAAUAAACAUUCCAAAUCAGAAUUACCUAGUUCCCGCCCCAAAAGAAGAAAAACUGUUGUCCAGUAUGCUGAAAGCAGUGAUUCGGAGGACAUUGAAGCAAGUGAAUUGCCACAGAAAAUGAAAGGCAAACUGAAAAAUACACAAUCAGAGGCUAAAGUCAGAGUAAAAGCAGGCUCUUCUAAAGUUAAAGAAGAUGCAGAGUUUGCAUGUGCACUUACUUCAUCUUCCUCUACAACAAAAAAGAAGAUGUUGAAAAAAGGAGCAUCUUCAGUAGAGGGCUCAAAGAAAACUGAUGGUGAAGAGAGACCAAGAACAACCCUGAUCAUCUGUCCACUUUCUGUCUUAAGCAACUGGAUUGACCAGUUUGGACAACACAUCAAAGCAGAUGUACACUUGAAUUUUUAUGUUUAUUACGGUCCUGAUCGCAUUAGAGACCCAACUCUCCUUUCAAAACAGGAUAUUGUUUUGACUACAUAUAAUAUUUUAACUCAUGACUAUGGAACAAAAGGUGAUAGUCCACUACAUAGUAUCAGGUGGCUGAGAGUGAUCCUGGAUGAAGGCCAUGCCAUACGAAAUCCAAAUGCUCAGCAGACAAAGGCUGUACUUGAUUUAGAAGCAGAAAAAAGAUGGGUACUGACAGGUACUCCAAUCCAGAAUUCAUUAAAGGACUUGUGGUCUCUCCUUUCCUUUUUAAAACUUAAGCCAUUUAUUGAUCGAGAAUGGUGGCACAGAACAAUACAGCGUCCUGUCACUAUGGGAGAUGAAGGAGGACUUAGGCGUUUGCAGUCCCUAAUUAAAAAUAUUACACUUAGAAGAACAAAGACAAGCAAAAUUAAAGGCAAACCCGUUUUGGAGUUACCGGAUCGUAAAGUAUUUAUUCAGCACAUUACACUUUCAGAAGAAGAAAGAAAGAUUUAUCAGUCUGUGAAAAAUGAAGGCAGAGCUACCAUUGGAAGGUAUUUUAAUGAAGGCACUGUCCUUGCACACUAUGCAGACGUCCUAGGACUGCUGCUGAGAUUGCGGCAGAUUUGUUGUCAUACACACCUUCUUACAAACGCAGUGUCUGCCAGUGGUCCCUCAGCCUUUUCUCUAGGAAAUGACACACCUGAAGAACUACAAAAGAAGUUAAUAAGAAAGAUGAAGUUAAUUCUGAGCUCAGGUUCUGAUGAAGAAUGUGCAAUUUGCUUGGAUUCUCUAACAGUUCCUGUUAUAACACACUGUGCACAUGUCUUUUGUAAGCCCUGCAUUUGCCAGGUCAUUCAAAAUGAGCAGCCACAUGCUAAAUGCCCUUUAUGCAGAAAUGAUAUACAUGGGAACAAUUUAUUAGAAUGUCCUCCAGAAGAAUUGUCAUGUGACACUGAAAAAAAAUCAAAUACAGAAUGGACAUCUAGUUCAAAGAUUAAUGCUCUAAUGCAUGCAUUGAUUGACUUAAGAAAGAAUAAUCCUAAUAUAAAAAGCUUAGUUGUUUCUCAGUUUACAACAUUCCUGACUUUAAUAGAAACACCACUAAGAGCCUCUGGAUUUGUGUUUACUCGUUUGGAUGGUUCCAUGGCCCAAAAGAAAAGAGUUGAAUCAAUUCAGUGUUUUCAGAACACUGAAGAAGGGUCUCCAACUAUAAUGCUUCUAUCCUUAAAAGCAGGGGGAGUUGGUUUGAAUCUUUCUGCAGCUUCUCGAGUAUUUUUAAUGGAUCCAGCCUGGAAUCCAGCUGCUGAAGAUCAGUGCUUUGACAGAUGCCACCGACUUGGUCAGAAGCAAGAAGUUAUCAUCACAAAAUUCAUUGUGAAGGAUUCUGUUGAAGAAAAUAUGCUGAAAAUACAAAAUACAAAGAGAGAACUUGCAGCUGGCGCCUUUGGAACUAAAAAAUCAAAUGCUAAUGAAAUGAAACAAGCUAAAAUUAAUGAAAUCAGAACUUUAAUUGAUUUAUAAUUUGUGGGAUUUUGGUAAGGUCAGUUUGAUCAGAUAUAUAUAUACAGAAGUUUUGAAAGUGAGAAAAAUACAGUUUUAGGAAUGGGACUUAAGAAAGUAUGUUGUCCAUAGGGGCCGUAUCAUUUUAUAUUAGUCAAGAGGUAUUCCUUUCUGUACACGAACCUAUUUUUAAUGGUAUUUCAAAUAGCAAUAAGUUCUAUAGUAUACUGUGGCCUAAGAUAAUUUUUUGAGGUAAGAAAAUUACCUUGUUCAACUUUUCAUAGUAUCUGUGCUGAGUAUUUUCAUAUUUUCCAAGUACUCAGCUUUUUCAUACUUCUAAUAUGGUCGUUUUAAAACAUACUUUGAGUAGUUGUUUUCUCCAUCAGACACACUUGAUUAUUCGCUGACGCCACCCAUUUGUAAUGCAGUGGACUCAUUGUCCUUGUAAGCAAUCACUGUAUACAGAUUGUACAAGAUUAAUUUUAUUGGACUUUCAGAACCGCUUUUGCAUUCCAGAACCUAGUAGGGAAGAACCCAAAACCAAAUCUUAAAAAAGAGACCAAAGUUCAGUUAACAAGUUCCUUGUUUUUUGUUUUGUUUUUACAUCUUUUUUUUUUUUUUGAGAUAUAAUUCGCAUUAAGUGACUUGAAAUUUUAUGUUUAUGAAAGGAUUAGAAACAUCAGAGCACUAUUUUCUCCACUUUAGUCAGGUGGUACUAGUAAUGUUUAAAUAGAAUUUAGUGUUUUCAUGUGUAAAUACAGUCUAGGGGCAAGAGGAAACCAGUUCUACCCAGUUUGAUUUGAAUAUUUAAAUUAUGGAACUACAAAAUAUUUCUAUAUAUAGAUCAUUUUUAUUUAUGUAGCUUUUUAAAAAUUAUAAAUUUUUAUAAUUCAAAAGACUACUGUAUAUGAGAUGCAUGAUAUCUGGAUGAGAUUUGGGCUGGAUGCCCUCAAGUCAUUUUUAACUCUCAGAGACAUCUCCUAAAUGGAAAAGUUUCCUUAUUAGAUUAUUGUUUGGAGUUAGAAUUUGAUCUUGGGACAUAAGUAAUUCAUCCUUACAUCUGUCUCUAGAAUUAGUUAUUCCAUUCUUACUUAUUGUUAAUACCAAACUCACAGUAGUUGCCAUCAAAUUCUAGAUAACCCUGAGUCAUAUUUCAAACAAGUACGUUACAAAUUUAGACAUCCAGUCAGGCUAGAUGGUCAUUAAUGUGAUUUCCUUAAGGGAUACUUUGUUAAUCCAAAGAAGAUACUAUUUUAACAGGAGAAACUUCAUGUUUAAUGGUACAGAUGUAAGGACAUCUUAUGUUUUACAUAUUGUGUUAGAGGUGACUUGACAAAUACAGGAACACUGGAGACAGCAUUGUGUUCUAGGGCAUACAUCUAAGGUAUGUGCUAAGUAACAGCUAAGUCCUCCUGUCCUGGUGUGGUGCCGUCUCUUGCUCCAAGGGAAUAGUGAAUCAUACAGCAGGAAUCUUUCCAGUCCGUGUUCUCAUCUACAGCAAGUAGGGCAGAGGAUUGAUAAAAAGGAACAAGUUUUCUGUAGGGUGUAAGACUAGUGUUCCAUUAAAAAAUAAGAUUGAUAAGAAUCUCAUGGAAUACCAUAUUAUGUGGAUUUCAGUACCACUACUGCGGUGAGAUUAGGUUUUUUUUUUUUUUUAUGAAUAAAGUUUUCUGAAACACACAACACACACACACCCUUCCCCCUACCCCUUGCUUACCAAGUCAAAGCAUUGCGUACUCACUGUUAAGGUGAAAAUGUCGCUUGCUUCUUUAUACAAACAUUUGUAGAUUUAUGUUUUUAAACACAUUCAUAAUAAGUUUGGGAGGUUAUUUAAAAGUUCUUUUUGGACAGUUCUAUUCAAUGAUGUUAAACACAGUUCUAUUAAAUAAGAGACAAAUUUAUCCCAAGAAUACAUAUAAACCACUGGAAUGAAAAUUUUACAUUAUGCUAUACUGUUAACUAUGUUUCAUUAUUAUGUAGAUAAUAGUUUUAGAACUAUCUUGAAAACAUUGUAUUCCCAGUUGUGGUUCAAACUGAAUUUUGUGGUUUAAACUGGAUUUUGUUCUAAAUUCAAAAUAAAAGCUUCAAAAAUUA
Erinaceus europaeus (western European hedgehog) is the source of this 5324-nucleotide messenger RNA. RefSeq names its product helicase like transcription factor (gene HLTF). NCBI's taxonomy places the organism in Eukaryota, Metazoa, Chordata, Mammalia, Eulipotyphla, Erinaceidae. The coding region runs from base 210 to 3251 and encodes 1013 amino acids. Gene Ontology annotation, molecular function: ATP-dependent chromatin remodeler activity; nucleic acid binding; hydrolase activity, acting on acid anhydrides, in phosphorus-containing anhydrides. The record is from RefSeq and is a predicted model, not a curated record. The transcript is spliced from 25 exons.